Molecule: messenger RNA, 660 nt
Organism: Kwoniella mangroviensis CBS 8507
Lineage: Eukaryota; Fungi; Basidiomycota; Tremellomycetes; Tremellales; Cryptococcaceae
Exons: 3
Coding region: 1-660 (219 amino acids)
Biological process (GO): phospholipid translocation
Cellular component (GO): mitochondrial intermembrane space; cytosol; nucleus
Molecular function (GO): phosphatidic acid transfer activity
Source: RefSeq, a predicted model, not a curated record
AUGGAAUCCCUCUCACCUGAAUGUACACCCCUCAAACAUCGUUAUGAUUCAUGUUUCAACGCAUGGUUUGAAGGAUAUCUUCAACCUGCUUUAGCCGCUGCUUCCUCUCUAUCCUCAUCUUCUACAUCUUCCAACCCUAGUCCCAUAACUCCUACAACUCCUCAAUUACCUCUCAGCACCACGUCUACCCCACCUACUCCACAGAUCAACCAAACUAUACAGCGUGAACCACUUGUGACAUCUUGGGCAUCGGCUUUCCCCUCCAGACGUCUCUUUGCUCGAAAGUCCUCGUCCUCUACCACUCCAACGUCAGGUGCUCAAGGCAAUGGUCAACCGGUACAGGAAGAAGAACAUCACUGGUACAAUUUUGCCCUGUCGGAAUCUGAACCUGAACCUGAAUCUGAGAUUGUGAGUGAGGCGGCAGAAGCGAUAGAUACGAAAGGGAAGAGCAGAUCACAGAUCAAAGCGGAGGAAUAUCAGAGGAAUUGUGGGAGGUUUUGGGAAGAUUAUCAAGGUUGUUUGAAAAACGCAAUAAAUCAAAACGAAUCGCUCUCCGCUUUAUUGGAAACGGCAAGAGAAGAACAUCCUUUAGGAAGUUUGGAUGGGUUGAAGGGUACUCCAUGGGAUUCAAAAGCUGAUUUCACGAAAGAGCAGGAAUAA